AGUGUGCAAGCGAACAGUGCAAACUUCUUACUUCAACCAGUAUUACAACAGUCCCUUAAAGUUAAACCAGUGUUUGAUAAUCAAAAUGGAAUCGAACGGUGAACAACAAAACGGUAAUUCAAACAUCGCUGGUGUUGAUCACAGAAAAUUGUUCGUCGGCGGUUUGAGUCAAGAAACAACGGAGGAAAACGUGAAGGAAUACUUCGGACAGUACGGAGGCAUCGAAAGUGUUAACCUAAAGACCGAUUCCAACACCGGCAACUCAAGAGGUUUCGCCUUUAUCGUAUUCAACAACGCCGAAGAUUUGGAAAGCGCUUUGGCGGUUCAAGAGCACAAGAUAAACGACAAGAAAAUCGACGUGCAAAAAGCGAAAACCAAACAGGGUAAACUGUUCGUCGGCGGAAUAACUCCCGAAUUAUCGGAAGACGACAUCAAAAACCAUUUCGCAAAGUUCGGAAACAUCGUCCAAGCCGAAUUCCCGAUCGACAAGAUAAAAAAUGAACGCAAGAAGUUCUGUUUUAUCGUUUUCGACAACGAACAAUCGGUGAAGGACAUAAUCCAAGCGGGCCGCCAGACUAUCAACAGCGUGGAAGUAGACGUGAAGAAGGCGGUGGCCAAGGACCAGAACAUGAGGGGUGGCAGAGGGGGCGGCCGCGGCAGAGGCGGACGUGGGUUCCACCAGGGCUGGAACACCGGUUACGGGUACCAGAACUACGGCGGCGGUUGGAACCAGGGCUACGGCUACGAGCAGGGCUGGGGCGGCGGUUAUUCCAACGGGGGCGGCUACAGCAAUGGUUACCAAGGUAAACAGCGAGGUAGAGGACGCGGUAGACAGCAACCCUAUUUGACCAUGGAGUCGAACGGAGAGUCGAACGAGGCGGCGCCGGUUAGUGUGGACAAAAGAAAGUUAUUCGUUGGCGGCCUAAGCCAGGAAACCAAGGAGGAACACGUGAAGGAGUACUUCUCGCAGUACGGCACGAUCGAGAGCAUCAAUCUGAAAACGGACGCGGAAACCGGCAACUCGAGAGGUUUCGCAUUUAUCGUGUUCACCAGUGCGGACGCGCUCGACAGCAUCCUGGCCGUCGAGGAGCACAACAUAAACAACAAAAAGGUGGACGUGCAAAAGGCCAAAACUAAACAAGGCAAGCUGUUUGUCGGCGGCAUCACCCCGGAAAUGUCCGAGGACGACAUCAAAAACCAUUUUUCACAGUUCGGCAAUCUCGUCCAGGCCGAGUUCCCGUUCGACAAGACCCGGAACGAACGCAAGAAGUUCUGUUUCAUCAUCUUCGAAACCGAACAGACCGUGAACGACAUCGUGAAAACCCGCAAACAGACCAUCAAUUCCGUCGAGGUGGACGUGAAAAAGGCGGUGACCAACGAUCAGAAUCGUGGCGGCAACUUCCGCGGCGGUUUCAGAGGUCGCGGCGGUAGAGGACGGGGCUUCGGGCCGAACUUCAAGAACUACAACUACAACUACGGCUACAACAACUGGGACCAGGGCUACGGCGGCGGCUACGAUGACGGUUACGGUGGCGGCGGCGGUUACAACGGCAACGGCGGCGGUUACGGAUACGGGGGAGGUUUCCACGGUAAGCAGCGUGGAGGGGCGCGUGGACGCGGUGUCAGACACCAGCCCUAUUGAAGAUCUCAUCCCCCCCAAAUCUUUUUUUUCGAAUCUUUUUUGUCAAUGUCGAAACAUUUCAGUCCAAGCCUAUUUUAAGGUUUAUGUAUGUCUUGAUUCAUUUUUUUUUUUAUAUUAUAAUAAACAAAUUUUCGUAUAUUCGAUUUUUCUAUCAAUAAAUAUUAAAAAUGUC
Aethina tumida (small hive beetle) is the source of this 1814-nucleotide messenger RNA. RefSeq names its product RNA-binding protein squid. The transcript is spliced from 2 exons. Gene Ontology annotation, cellular component: nucleoplasm. Bases 86 to 1642 code for a protein of 518 amino acids. Gene Ontology annotation, biological process: regulation of gene expression. Lineage: Eukaryota; Metazoa; Arthropoda; Insecta; Coleoptera; Nitidulidae. The record is from RefSeq and is a predicted model, not a curated record. Gene Ontology annotation, molecular function: RNA binding.